AUGGAAGAAGCGGAUCUCGUGAUCAUAGGUGCAGGCAUCUACGGCCUCACAACUGCUCACACAUACCACCGCCUACAUCCUUCAGCCAAAAUACUCAUUCUCGACUCUGCGCCAUCCAUUGGCGGACCAUGGGCACCGAAUCGUGUGUUUCCCGGUCUCCGGACCAACAAUCUGUGGGGCAUGUACGAACACCCUGACUUCCCCAUGGAUGAAGAAAAGUUCAUGGUGAAAAGGGGAGAACACAUUCCUGCCGCGAAGAUGUUCGACUACCUUAGUGCUUUCAUGAAAUGGGCCAAUGUAGAGCAAUUCGUUAGAGGGCGAACAACUGUUGAGAUCAUCGAGAGGGAUGAAGAUGCGGAUGGAUGGGUUUUGCAUUGCGCGGCAUCUCCAUUGAAUAGGAAGGGCACCCAGAUCAAAGCGAAGAAACUGGUCAUUGCAGUCGGUACCACGAACAAGCCACUAUUACCGGAUUAUCAAACGUCGACAAACUUCAGAUCAUUGGUCAUCCAUGCUGCAGACUUCCCGGAAUUUCACGAAGUCAUUGCGAAACCAAGCAAGCAUACCGUCGUUGUGGGAUCUGGAAAGUCGGCGUGGGAUGUAGCGUACGCAUGUGCUAGUCAGCCGUCUACUACAGCGACUUUACUCAUUCGUCCUGACGGCAACGGACCUGUGUGGAUGGCGCCUAGUCACGUCACACCAUUGGGAUUGUGGCUGGAGAAACUGGUACAUACACGUUUCUUUGGCUUCAUGUCUCCUUGUCCUUGGGCACCCACGACAGGCAUUGAAGGCUGGCUGCGCUCCUUUUUCCAUCGCACGUGGCUCGGCAGGAAAAUAGUGGGUGCUUUCUGGAACACACUUGGAGAAGAUGCGAUCGCGCUAAAUGGGUUGGACAAACACCCUGAGACGAAGAAGUUGCGGCCUUGGAGAGGUGCUUUCGAAGUCGGCAAUGCGUUAUCGAUUCACAAUUAUCCGGAUAGCUUUUUCGAGUUGGUCAAAGACGGAAAAGUCAAAGUGAUCGUUGACGACAUUGAAAGCCUGUACGGAGAGCGACAGGUUGUACUCAAGUCAGGGAAGGUGUUAGAGGCUGAUGCAGUCGUUUGUGCAACAGGCUGGCAAAAGGGAUACACCUUCCGCUUCGAACCUCAAGAGCUGGAGAAGGAAUUGGGCUUACCUAGUACACUUGCACUCACGCCGGAAGAGACAGAGCUUAUACGAAAGUCAGAGGAAACUCUGUACACCGAGUACCCUUACCUGAAAGAGAGGGAUACGAGCCGUAUACAUCAUCCCGAUCCCUCCCUUCGUUACGCUGAACAGCCUUCUUCAAACGCCGAACCGUACCGCUUAUACCGCUUCAUGGUCCCGCCAAAAGCCAUGGAAGAGCGCAACAUCGCCUUCGCUGGUGCAGCCCAUUGUCUUUUUACCUUCCCGUGCGCAUACAUACAAAGUCUCUGGAUCACUGCCUAUUUCGACGGUACCCUAUCUCCGCCCUCUUCAUCAACCAAGGCACUUGAGGAAACAUAUCGGAACACGCAGUACUGUGUUCUCCGCGGCGCAAUGAGUUAUGGGCAUACACUACCCGAUCUUGUCUUUGAUACGAUGCCUUACCUUGACACGCUGCUCAGAGAUCUGGGUAUGCAGGAGCGGAGGAAGGGUGGAGGUGUGAGGGAGUGCGUGAGUAGCUAUGGCCCGGAGGACUAUCGCGGGCUGCUGGAAGAUGCCGAAGUAAGGAUGAAGACUAAGAAGGGCUCUCUGAAACAGUAG
Molecule: messenger RNA, 1761 nt
Organism: Alternaria incomplexa
Lineage: Eukaryota; Fungi; Ascomycota; Dothideomycetes; Pleosporales; Pleosporaceae
Exons: 1
Coding region: 1-1761 (586 amino acids)
Source: RefSeq, a predicted model, not a curated record